CCGACCUCCGCCUCCGACAGCCAACUUUACUAUGACCCUCCGGAACGCCGCCGCCUUCCGGCGCGCCCUCCACUCCGUCCACCCCAUCCCAAACGAGCCGCCGCCGCUCCCGCGGUUGUCGGAGCCCCGGUCCUCCGCCUCCCUCCUCAAUGGCUGCACCUCCCUCCGUGCCCUGAAACCCCUCCACGCCUCUGUCCUUCGCCUCCACCCCGACGACCUCUUCCUCUCCGCUACCCUCGCCUCCCGCUACGCCCUCCUCGGCUCUUCCCGCCACGCCCUCUCCGUCCUCUCCUCCGCGCCCCCUCCCCCUCCCUCCGCCAGCGACCCCUUUCUAUGGAACAUUCUCCUCCGCGCCUUCGCCGAUGCCGGCGCCCCCGAACACACCCUUGCCGUCUACCGCCGGAUGCGCGACCCGAGCGGCGGCGGCGCCCGCCCCGACCGCUUCACCUUUCCCCCCGUCCUCAAGGCCUGUGGCCACCUCCGCGACCUCCAGACCGGGGCUAAGGUCCACCGCGACACCGUUGAGUUCGGCUACUGUUAUGAUGUCUUUGUUGGGAACUCUCUCAUCGCCAUGUAUGGAAAUGGUGGCGCCUUAGAAACCGCAAGACGAGUAUUUGAUGAAAUGUCCGAGAGAAAUGUCGUCACUUGGACCGCCAUGAUCGGGGCGUCAGCCCAAAACGGGCAUACUGAGGAGGCUUUAUCUUUAUUUCAUUCAAUGCUGGAUGGGAGAGUUAGGCCCAACAGAGCAACGUUCUUGAAUGUGAUGCCCUGUGUCUUUAAAGCUGAAGAGGCUGAUGACUUGUAUAAGCUUAUUGCUAGACAGGGUCUUGAUUCUGAUAUGUUUGUUCAGAAUGCAAUGGUUGGAAUGUAUUCAAGGUGUGGAAAGAUUGAAUUUGCUCGGCAUUUGUUUGACAGGAUCCUUGAGAAAGAUUUGGCAUCAUGGAGCUCAAUGAUUGAAGGUUAUGCUCGAGCUGAUAUGCUCGAUGAAGCUUUGAAGCUAUUUAGAAAAAUGAAGCUAGCUGGAAUUCUUCUGGACCAUGUGAUUCUUCUUGGCAUCAUUCGUGCUUGUUCGAAUUCAUUGUUGGCUUCUCUUCAGCAUGCUCGAUUUAUUCAUGGAUUUGUUGUCAGGAACUUGUUGGAUCAAAAUUUGAUGGUGCAAACAGCUUUGAUUGAUCUCUAUGUGAAGCGUGGGAGCCUAAGAAAUGCUCGUAGAAUAUUUGAUCAGAUGCAACAGAAAAAUUUGGUUUCGUGGAGUACAAUGAUCUCUGGGUAUGGAAUGCAUGGGAGGGGAGAGGAUGCACUCAAACUCUUUAUCUGUAUGAAGGGGUCUGUGAAACCAGACCAUAUUGUGUUUGUCUCGGUUCUCUCAGCUUGCAGCCAUGCAGGAUUAAUUGAUGAAGGAUGGCAAUGCUUUAAUUCCAUGGUGGCAGAGUUUGGCAUCGUUCCUCGAGCUGAGCACUAUGCAUGUAUGGUUGAUCUCUUGGGCCGAGCUGGGCAGCUGAAAGAGGCUCGAGAGUUUAUAGAGCGUAUGCCAAUAAAGCCAGAUUCUAGUGUGUGGGGAUCCUUGCUUGGUGCAUGUAGGAUACAUCCAAAUGCAGAAAUUGCAGAAUUGGUAGCAAAAUCUCUUUUUGAAUUGGAGCCAGAGAACUCAGGCCGUUACAUUUUAUUGUCGAAUAUCUACACUUCAUUGGGAAAGAUUGAAGAAGCUCACCGAAUCAGAGCUCUGAUGAGACGGAGAGGAGUGAGAAAAAUAGCUGGCUACACUAUUAUAGAAGUGAAGAACAAGGUUUACAAGUUCUUUGUUGGAGAUCGGAUGAAUCCACAAUCGCAUUUGAUUUAUAAAGAGCUAGAAAGAUUGAUGGAUAGGAUUCGCAUGAUAGGUUAUGUGCCGAAUACCAACUUUGCAUUGCAUGGUGUGGAGGAAGAGACAAAAGAGAAGUCACUAUAUGUGCACAGUGAGAAACUUGCAAUUGUUUUUGGACUUUUGAACUCAGGACCUGGAUGUGUGAUUCAGAUCCGUAAGAAUCUGAGGGUUUGUGGGGAUUGUCAUACUGCCACCAAGUUCAUCUCUAAAAUUACAGGGAGGGAGAUUGUGGUUAGAGAUUCUCAUAGAUUUCAUCAUUUCAGUGAUGGGGUUUGUUCUUGUGGGGAUUAUUGGUAAAGAAUCCUGUAUAUGCUGUAAUUAUCUUUGCCCUAGGUGGAGAACUAUAUUGCAGCAUCAAAUUUUGAUGUGAAGAGACGGAAUGCAGAAUUCUAAUUUCCUUUCCAACUUAGGGCCUGUUUGGAUUUUUCUACAGGAUUGGGCUAAAAAUCCUAUAGUAUACAACCAGCAAGAUCAUAGGCUACAGGCUGGGCUAGGCCUGUGUCUGGGUUGGCCCACUCCAAAGCUAUCUUUGGAUUUUUGCCUAGCCCAGUCUGCAGCCUGUGAUCUUGCUGGUUGUACUGGCCCAUUUCUGUAAGAAAUUCCAAGUAGGUCCUUAAGAAGUUCAAUGAAUGGUCAAAGGGACUUAUAUGUUGAAGUAAGCUGCCUCUGCAAGAGAGACACACCUGAAGUAGAGAGCAGGGUAAGAAAGGUCACAAAUUCAUACAAUUGGAGGUUGUGAUUUAAAUUGCAGUGUGCGCCCAUGGUUUUUGAACCUCCAUCCAUCCCUGAGUAUACCAAUUUGUGUGUCAAGUGGCGACUGAUGAAUCUUUUCGGUAAACGAUGGGGUAAAGGGCCUCGAUCUGGAAUCACAUUCUAUGCAUCUCUCAACAACAGUGGAGGAAGAUCUGUCGAGCAUCUUCCUCAUGUCGCUCGUGAAUGCUUUUGUGGAAAUUGGCUCAUCAGGCGAGUUUAUCGUUACUGCAAAUGCUUUGGUCCAGUUACCACUAUUCAACAUAUGGCGCACACACUGAAUACCUGAAACACUGUAUUUAUGAUUGCAGAUGGAAGAAGGUUCGGUGAAAGGACAAAGUAUUUAUGUCCUACUUCAUUUUGGUCCAGCAGCUGCUGGAAUUAUCUGGCCGAUUCUUACCAACUCUGGAGCUAACCUCAAAGUAAAGAUUGGGAGACAUAGCUAAACUGUUUCAGUAAAUCUGGAAGAAUCAUAAAGGUAUUUUCUUGGUUGCCGAUUUCUCAUCGUUGAUCGGCUGUCGAGUAAGACACAGGAUAACUUGUGUAUUCCAUUGAAAUCGAUUUUAAAGGAGUUGCAAUUCUGAAUCUCUAUGACAUCCAAUGUCAAACCAAAGCAAGUAGCAAACUUGAUCUGCUUCAAGUGCAAGGCACCCCCAGGGAGAUGGCAAAUACAAGCUCAAACAGGGAGUUCAGCAAGAUCUACUGCCAUCAAGUAACUAAUUGCAAUAUAUACCGAGGGUCUCACCAUGAAGGAGUGCAUCAGGACAACUAGGUGACAUCUGAUGA
Phoenix dactylifera (date palm) is the source of this 3400-nucleotide messenger RNA. The record is from RefSeq and is a predicted model, not a curated record. Lineage: Eukaryota; Viridiplantae; Streptophyta; Magnoliopsida; Arecales; Arecaceae.